AUGGAAGACCCCUUUAUUCUCUUCCCUGAGACAAAUCCUCACCUUCCCCCACCACGUAACCUAAGUACGACUAAAUCUCUCCUCAACCUAUCCAACAAACCUACAAAAUCUUAUGUUAAACUUAUGUCUAAUGUAUGUAAUAUUCCACUCAGUCAACUCCCCACUCCAUGCAUUAAGGGAGAUAGAGUAUCUAUUACUAUACCAGAAGACGAAUGCCUCUUGGGUUUAGAGUCCUGCAAGCAGAAUCUGCACGGUCGAAUCAUUUGGCCUAAACGAUCUACCCCUCUCACACUGGUUUCCCUAAAAUCUAAGUUGUCCUCUCUGUGGAACUCGAUUGGAAAAUGGGACGUUACUUCAUCGGGCAAGGUUUUCUUUGAAUUCACCUUCUUAAGUAUUGAAGAUUUUCGAAGGGUCCUCUUAGUAAACUCGUGGAAUCUUUCGCAUGGUAUCCUGAAGUUGUUUCCAUGGAGCAAAAAUUCCAACCCUGCAAUGCUAGGACAGACUUCCACCCAGGUUUGGAUUUGUGUUUAUGGGUUUUCAUGGGAAUAUUGGGGACCCAAAAUUAUUUUUACUAUUGCUAGUAGUGUUGGUAUUCCCAAUUUCAUAGAUUCUUGCUCCAACACACCCCAAUUUGAUAGAUCUUUUGGGCAAUUUGUCAGGUUUUUAGUAGACAUCAAUCUUGCUAAAGAGCUUUGUUUAAACUUUCUAUUUGAAAUAGUUGGAUUUGCCUUUUUGUGGAUAUCGAGUACAAAAGACUACCACACUUUUGUGAAUCCCGUCAAUGUAUUGGACAUUCUCAAAGUAGCUGCAAAAAAAGAAUCGACAACAGGAGUUCAAAAUCCUCCGAAGCCAUUAAAGGCUACUCAUCCUAUAGCUAACUCAAAUGUUGAGUUGCCACAACCUCACAACCAUGGCAAGGAGUUGAGUGUCUACGACCAAAGCAAUCUCAUCAACGGAAUUAAGGAUAAUAACACUGAAGCUCAAAGGAACAAUUCGAUAUUUUGGCACAAUUUAUGGGCAAACCUUGCUGAUCCGAAUAAUAUGGAUGAUUAUGAAGAAAACUCAGUUGAAGAUGAGUACAUCGAACCUGACCUUACCAAGUUCCUACUAGCCUUAACUAAAUCCAAAAAGAAAAAGUUAAGACAGAAAUCAAAAGCCAAAACCAUAUACCUAACCAGAUCUCAAUCUGGUAACCUUAAGCCUUCCUCAUGA
Vicia villosa (hairy vetch) is the source of this 1212-nucleotide messenger RNA. RefSeq lists its product as uncharacterized. The record is from RefSeq and is a predicted model, not a curated record. The coding region runs from base 1 to 1212 and encodes 403 amino acids. Lineage: Eukaryota; Viridiplantae; Streptophyta; Magnoliopsida; Fabales; Fabaceae. The transcript is spliced from 3 exons.